Messenger RNA from Danio aesculapii, 4070 nucleotides. It is a transcript of the gene lplb, whose product is annotated as lipoprotein lipase. Gene Ontology annotation, molecular function: apolipoprotein binding; lipoprotein lipase activity. Lineage: Eukaryota; Metazoa; Chordata; Actinopteri; Cypriniformes; Danionidae. Gene Ontology annotation, biological process: lipid metabolic process. The record is from RefSeq and is a predicted model, not a curated record. The coding region runs from base 85 to 1665 and encodes 526 amino acids. The transcript is spliced from 10 exons.
CAGAGCUUCCGUUGAAAUCAUUCGCUUAACAUCAUUGCUUAACACCGCCCUGCUAAAAUUAUAAUUAUUGAUUUAUUGUGUACUAUGGGAAAGGAAAGUUUCUGGCUGCUGCUAAUGGGAUUUUCUCUAAUUGCGAGCGAACCAAUUUUCAACUCUACUGAAGAAGGGUUUGCAAGUAACUUAACUGAUUACAGUGACAUUGAGUCCAAGUUCUCCAUCAGAAGUGUUGAAUUUCCAGACGAGGAUCUUUGCUAUCUUGUCCCGGGACAACAGCACUCCAUUUCAGACUGUAACUUCAAAAAUGAUUCACAAACUUUCCUUAUUAUCCAUGGAUGGUCGGUUGCGGGUCUGUUUGAGAGCUGGGUUUAUAAGCUGGUGACAGCUCUGUUUGAUCGUGAACCCAGCGCUAAUGUCAUUGUUGUGGACUGGCUGGAUCGGGCCAACAAACACUACCCCAAAUCAGCAGAAAACACCAGGCUGGUGGGGGCUGACGUGGCCAAGUUUGUCAACUGGCUGGAGGAAUUGGAUUAUCCGCUGGAGAAAGUGCAUCUUUUAGGCUACAGUCUGGGUGCACAUGUUGCAGGAGUCGCAGGAAACCUCACCAACAACAAAGUCCACAGAAUCACAGGUCUGGAUCCUGCAGGCCCCAGUUUUGAAAACGCAGACAGUCUGCAGCGUCUGUCACCUGACGAUGCCUCAUUUGUGGACGUUUUGCACACAAACACCAGAGGGUCUCCUGACCUCAGCAUCGGCAUUCAGAGACCUGUGGGUCACGUGGACAUUUACCCCAAUGGAGGGACUUUCCAGCCUGGCUGCAGCAUUCAGCACACCAUGAAGCUCAUCGCCACAUACGGCAUUUACAAUAUGGACCAGAUCGUGAAAUGUUCCCACGAGCGCUCCAUCCACCUGUUCAUCGACUCGCUGGUGAAUCAGGCGUAUCAGAGCUGGGCGUUUCGCUGCGCCUCCAGAGACGCCUUCAAUAAAGGCCUGUGUCUGAGCUGCAGGAAAAACCGCUGCAACACACUGGGAUACAACGUCAAGAAGAUCCGCAGCGCCAGGAGCACCAAGAUGUACCUCAAAACCCGUGAGAUGAUGCCCUUUAAAGUGUUUCAUUACCAGAUUAAAAUGCAUCUUUUUAGUGAUAAAAACAUGACUUUGCUGGAGCAGCCGAUGAAAGUGUCUCUGUUCGGGACAAUCGAUGAGAGGAACGACAUCUCUGUCACUGUGCCCAGCAUGAGCACCAACAGCACCGUCUCUUUCCUGGUGACGUCAGACAGAGACAUUGGAGAUCUGCUGAUGCUGAAUCUGCACUGGGAGAAAGACUCCUAUCUCUACAGCUUCUUCAGCAGUAAUCAGUUCACCAUCCGCAGAAUGAGGAUCAAAUCUGGAGAAACUCAGGCCAAGGUAAUCUUCAGAGCCAAAGAGAGCGAGUUUGCUUCUCUGGUUCAGGGUGGAGAUCCAGUGGUGUUUGUAAAGUCCAGUGAAACUCCACAGGGCAGGAAAGAGGAAAGGAAGCACCGACUGAAACAUCACGGCAGCUUCUUCAAGCAGGACAUCAAUGAAGCAACAGCAGAUCUGAGGAAACCGCCAGCAGCGCUACACAACAAUCAGUCAACAGAGACGACGACAACAACUAACACAACUCAGGUCAACACAGAACACUAGACUGGGGUUUUAUCAGACGUGGACUAAAUUGUUGGUGGCCUUUUAUUGAAGAAAGAAAAGAAAAAGAAAGACUGUGUGUGUGUCAAUGCGUGUGUAAGAAAUCAAGUGUGUGUGUGUGUGUGUGUUAAUCUGCUGUUUUUCUCAUCUGUUUUAAUCAUCUGCCUGUGCUACAUUGAGCAGUUAGUGCUACUUUUAUUCUCUGGACUUUAUAUUUGAUUAUAUUUUAUCUACAGCACUUCGGUCAGCUCCUGCUGUUUUAAAAGUGCUUUAUAAACGAAAUUAACCAAACUAAACUAUACUAAACCCUACAGUGGUUGCUGAAAUAACUUAAAAAUGGAAAAAGUAAUGAUUAAUUAAGGAUUACUGAAAAUAAACGAGUGAAAAUCCGAUUUUGCUUGUGAAUUGUGGUUGAACAGAAGCAUUAAAAAGGCAAGCUAAUGAAAUUGGCCUGAACACAAUUGAAGGAGACCAACAGUUUUGUCCACUUCUGUGCGCUCUUAGCAUUGAAUGUUUUUAUUUUGAUGUGUUUUAGUUCACUUGUGAAUUCCACCCAUUUUCAGCUUGCAUUUUACCCCCCACCCCCUAAAAUAAAUCAGCGUAUAAGGCAUUCAGACAUUUUUCUUUACCCUCACCACUUUGAUUCACGUUACUAUUACACUGUCAUUUCUGCUGUAUUCUGCAAAGUAAAAACUCUUUUGGUGUUUGAUUCAAUAGCGAAUUUUUUUAGUAUUUUGAUUCUGAGGUAAAAUAUAAUAAACACUCACUGGCCAUUUUAUUAGGUACACCUUACUAGUACCGGGUUGGACCCCCUUUUGCCUUCAGAACUGCCUUAAUCCUUCGUGGCAUACAACAAGGUACUGGAAAUAUUCCUUAGAAAUUUUGCUCCAUAUUGACAUGAUAGUAUCAUGCAGUUGCUGCACAUCCAUGAUGUGAAUCUCCCGUUUCACCACAUCCCAAAGCUGCUCUAUUGGAUUGAGCUCUGCUGACUGUGGAGGCCAUUUGAGUACAGUGAACUCAUUGUCAUGUUCAAGAAACCAGUCUGAGAUGAUUCACGCUUUAUGACAUGGAGCGUUAUCCUGCUGGAAGUAGCCAUCAGACAAUGGAGACACUGUGGUCAUAAAGGGAUGGACAUGGUCAGCUGCAAUACUCAGGUAGGCUGUGGCGUUGACACGAUGCUCAAUUGGUACUAAUGGACCCAAAGUGUACCAAGAAACACCACCACCAGCACCAGCCUGAACCACUGAUACAAGGCAGGAUGGAUCCAUGCUUCCAUGUUGUUGAUGCCAAAUUCUGACCCUACCAUCCGAAUGUGGCAGCAGAAAUGGAGACUCAUCAGACCAGGCAACAUUUCUCCAAUCUUCUAUUGUCCAGUUUUGGUGAGCCUGUGUGAAUUGUAGCCUCAGUUUCCUGUCCUUAUCUGACAGGAGUGGCACCCGGUGUUGUCUUCUGUUGCUGUAGCCCAUCCGCCUCAAGGUUGGACGUGUUGUGUGUUCAGAGAUGCUCUUCUGCAGACCUCGGUUGUAACGAGUGCUUAUUUGAGUUACUGUUGCCUUUCUAUCAGCUGGAACCAGUCUGGCCAUUCUCCUCUGACCUCUGGCAUCAACAAGGCAUUUGCGCCCACAGAACUGCCGCUCACUGGAUAUUUUCUCUUUUUCAGACCAUUCUCUGUGAACCCUAGAGAUGGUUGUGCGUGAAAAUCCCAGUAGAUCAGCAGUUUCUGAAAUACUUUGACCAGCUCGACUGGCGCCAACAACCAUGCCACGUUCAAAGUCACUUAAAUCCCCUUUCUUCCUCAUUCUGAUGCUCGGUUUGAACUUCAGCAGAUCUUCUUGACCAUGUGUACAUGCCUAAAUGCAUUGAGUUGCUGCCAUGUGAUUGGCUGAUCAGAAAUUUGCGUUAACGAGCAGUUGGACAGGUGUACCUAAUAAAGUGGCCGGUGAGUGUAUAUAGUAUACUGGUUUUAUUAAGAAAAAGGUACAAAUUCUUGUUUAAUAUAUAUGUCUCAUUAGUAAAUUCAAAUUUAAUUGAAAGUUGAAGUUUAUUUUAUUUUGCCUUAUUUCAAGUGAAUACUUUUGGUGUGUUUUAUUAUGCUUUUAUUGUGGCAAAUGCUAAAAACAUUGUAUAGAAACAGUUAGCACGUAGAUAUUGUUUGUAAAUUUCACUUAUGCUCACAAGUAGCAGUAAAUUACUGAAAGAAGUGUGUAUUUAUGUAACAUGCUGUAUGUAUGACUUAUUAAAUGUAUAUGGGAUUUGUUUAUUAUCAUAAUUACAUGUAUUGUGCAUCUGAUUACAUGCAUAUUAUAUGUGAUAUUGAUAAAUAUUAAUCUUAGAAGUAUCAAGAAUUGCUUUAAAUAAGUAGCACAGAAAAAUGAUUCAAGCAAUAAAAGCUUUUCUUAUUAUUGUAA